Molecule: messenger RNA, 1956 nt
Organism: Diplodia corticola
Lineage: Eukaryota; Fungi; Ascomycota; Dothideomycetes; Botryosphaeriales; Botryosphaeriaceae
Product: ankyrin repeat protein
Exons: 1
Coding region: 1-1956 (651 amino acids)
Source: RefSeq, a predicted model, not a curated record
AUGGCUCAUCCAUUCCUCCUUGACGUGCCCGUCCCGGGUCGUGAUCCAGACGAAACUAAGACUCCAGAACCGAGUAACCAUGAGCAAUCUGGUACGCGUCAAGCCUUCGACGGACGUGCAUCCAAGGAUGCAAACGCUCACAGCUCACCUUUCGAUCGAGACUGUGGCUCCACAUCUGACUCCAUAGGCCAAGACACAGACGCCAGCAUCGAACCUUCAAAGCUUCGAGAUAUCGCAUCCAAGCUCCGCGCCGACCGCCGAGACCGCGCUGUCCUUGGCCUGACCGCAUCUGAUGGCGAAGGUGAGGGGGGAGCUAUAUCUAGUAGUUCCUUCCCUACUCAGCGACGCGGACACGCAUCGCCCGUCAUCACCAUCAAGUCAGAAAGCACCCGAGACCCCGAAACGCCGUAUCCAUCUGGAGACAUUACUGGCAUUCAAGGAACCAGACCCGAUCUUGCAGAGCCGGAGAUCAAGCCCGACCCCGAAGAAGAAUCAGACACCACCUGGCCAGCCCAGGCGUCGGGCGUGGACAUUGUGCAUGGGAUCAAGCGUUCUGCAAGCCACGCAUCUGAAGAGGAUGCAGAAGACGAGAAACCACCGCCAAGGAAGAGAGGCCGAGCAAAGAAGGAGCCUCCGCCGCCUCUCUACAAAGCUACUGCGGAAAGAGCGAAAGGAACCAGCGAAAUCCCCGGGGGCUUGGACAUCGAUGACAGCGUCCUCGCCAAGCUCAGGAAGUGCUUUGAACGUGCAGAGCACGAGAAUGCAUCCGAGGCCGAGGCUAGAGCCGCCAUGUUCCUCGCUGGGAAACUGAUGCGUCAAUACAAUGUGGACAAGGCCGAGGUCAUGCAAUACAAGACGCCCGAAGAGCUGCAACAAUCCACGGGAUCUAGCGAGGUUGUUAUCUACCGUCGAGAUGGAGCUACGACUCCAAUACCCAUAAGGCAAUGGGUGUCGGAUCUGGCAGGUGCCAUGGGCAUCUUCUUCGACGUCAAGACAUAUUCGAGCACUCCUAAGAGCCGUUUUCUGGUGAGGUGGGUCUUUUAUGGAAUCGCUCAAAACACUGCUUCCGCGGCGUUGGCCUUCGAAAAGAUAUACAACCUUAUCCUGGACUGGGCUCGGUUCAAGAAAGGGAUUGCCGUAACCAACAGUUACUGCCUUGGCAUCGCUGCUCAGCUGCGUAAAGACGCCAAGAAAGAGAAGGCCGAGGAAAUGGAGGAAGCGAAGAAAAGUGAAGCUGCACAGCUGGCCAUCAGAGAGCAAGAGGAACAGUCACAGCGCGAGAAGGAGUUGCAGCGUCUUCAGCCGACGGUAGAAGAAGAGCUUGAACCGAAGCCCGAACCGAAGCCCGAACCGAACUCUCAGACCGCUGAAAUUGGGGGCUUUGAAGGAACACCAGGCGCUGACAUGAGUAGUCCAAAGCUGGAAGCGGAUUCGGAAGACAGCUUUGACUUUGGCAGUGCACUUCCGAACAAUGGAAACUCAACCACCAACGACGAUAUACGAUCUCCGACCAACAACGACGAAGACGAAAACGAAAGUGAUGACGACGAGCCGGAUUUCGUCAAUGAUGACGAGGACAAUGAGGACCAGCAGCAAUCUGGUGACACUGAUAAGGCGAUUGAUGACAUUAUUAAGAAUACACCUGCAGUGGAGGCUUGGCCGCAGCCCACUUCUCCGUCACCAGAGCCCACCACGACUUUCCCAAAGGAAAGUCCAGAGCCGGAUGUUCAGUGGAAGUCCCCGAUGCAACUCACGGUAUUCAGAGAGACGGCGGCCAAGGCCGCGGACGAGUACCUUAAGGCAAAGGGUAUGAAGCUUAAAACUCGUCGCAGAGGUGCUAAGGCCAAGGAUGCGAAGGCUUUCCAGGAGGGAGUCAAAGACGCAAAGAAGAUUGACGUCCGCCAGAAAGCUAUUGAUGACAAGGAGCAGAACAUCCAGGAGAAAAACGACGGCUGA